Molecule: messenger RNA, 2652 nt
Organism: Gavia stellata (red-throated loon)
Lineage: Eukaryota; Metazoa; Chordata; Aves; Gaviiformes; Gaviidae
Product: inner centromere protein-like
Exons: 20
Coding region: 1-2652 (883 amino acids)
Biological process (GO): metaphase chromosome alignment; positive regulation of protein serine/threonine kinase activity; mitotic cytokinesis
Cellular component (GO): meiotic spindle midzone; chromosome passenger complex; kinetochore
Molecular function (GO): protein serine/threonine kinase activator activity
Source: RefSeq, a predicted model, not a curated record
AUGGCGGAGGCCGACGGUCCCACGCAGCUGCUGGAGGUGUGCGGGCGGAGGCUGUCCCGGUUCCUCCGUGACGCCGAGCACAAGCACUUGGCGUGGCUGCGGGAGGUGGAGGAGCAGGGCAUGAGGAUGCUGGAUAGCAACUUUGGGGCUGAACCUGAAUUAAUGCCCAAAACACCAUCACAGAGGAGACGUCCCAAGAAAAGGCAGUCCUCCUGCCUGAAAGAUGAAAAUAAGGAGCCAAAUAGAAGGAGGUUGUCCAGAAGGAGAAGCAGCAUCAAGCCAGUGUCUUCCAAGCCAAGUUCCCAAAGGUGCCACAGCAAAGAGCAACCCCAGAACCCUGGCUCUCAGGGGGAAGAGAUGUCUGUGCCUGACUCUGCGGCGAGGUCUCAGGCCAGUGUUAAAACCGAGCUCCCAGCACUGACUGGGAAGUGGCCAGCAGAAGGUCCUGUGGCGAAGACGGAUAAGAUGGAUUGUCAGGACUGCCCUCAGGGUGCCGACAGCGGUGAUGCAGCCUGUAAGGCUGUUACGGGGGAGCAGUUGCCCAAGGGGGAUGCAGCCACUGAGCUGCACAAUGUGUCUUCUGUCACUGUGAUCCCUGCUGGCCAGACAGCAAGGGAGGGGAAGGAGGCCCCCAAAAGAAAAGCAAGUACCUCCACUCCCAAGGCUGCUAGAAAUGGAGGUCCUGCCAUGCUCCAAGGAGAUCGGUCUCCUCAAGGCCUCAAAAAGGUGCUUUUCCAGGACUCCGACAGCAAAAUGACUACAGUGAGAUCCAAAACGCGCCGUUGCUCUGGACACCGAAGCUUUGUGGGUGGCCCCCACAAGGGCCGUAGGGCCUCCUUGGCAGAAAAAUAUUCACUGGCCAGCAAAAGAGAGAGCAUGAUCCGGAGGUCUAUCAGCAGGGCCAUUUCAAAGAAGGCAGCGGCGCGAGAAUCAUCCUCUGCCUCCAGCAGAGUGAGCUGUCAAAGCUCCUUGGAGGUUUUUGUGGAAGAAGAUGUGACCAGCAGCAUGAGACCUGGACUGGAACUGAAUCCUCCAAGUGAAAAGACUCCUGAAGACAUCCUCACUUCAAGCAAAAGUAUAAAAGCUGCCAGCCCUCCUGCACAGCACUUAUCUCCUCCUCAGCAGCAGGCAGCAAACAAUGAAGGAAGCUGUGUAAAUCCAAACGGUGAAAGCCAGAACAAGAACCAGGAACAACCCCACUGUGCCACCUCUCAGGAGAAUCCCUCACGCAUCUGGACGAGAAGCUAUAAACAAGCAAUGGAUGUUAUAUGGAAUGGGCAGCAGCCAGUGGGUCAUACCCUUUCCCCUUUGGAUGACAAGUACAAGAAUUCAGCAAACCAGACUCCACCUUCUUCCUCUCCAGCUAGCAAAGUUGUUAGACCAUUGAAAAACUUCCUGCAGGCUGUGCAGCGAAACCAGCUGCUCGCAAGCCCAGGGCCCACAGGACGUGGGGGUGUCAUAAAGAACUUCAUCAAGCGCAAUACUCCCACCCGACCUGAUCUUAAGGGAGACUUUGUUGAGAAGGAGCGGCAGAGACUGGAGAGCCUCAGGAAGAAGCAGGAGGCUGAGGAACAGAGGAAAAAGAAAGUGGAGGAAGAGAAGAGACGUCGGCAGGCAGAAAUGAAGCAGAAGAGGGAAGAGCGUCUGAGGAAGGCACUGCAGGCUCGGGAGCGGGUGGAACAAAUGGAAGAAGAGAAGAAAAAGCGGAUGGAACAGAAGAUUUUACAGAAUGAUGAGAAGGUGCGCUCCUCGCAAGUGCGGGAAGAGAAAGUGGCAGAGGAGCGGAGCAAGAAAAAGCUGUCAAAGAAGCAUGGGGAAGCUGAUGCACGGAAGCAGAAGGCGCUGAGGGAAGAUGAAUUUGAUCAGCAAGAACCACUGCAGAAAAGGAGAGAGGAUGAAGUAAAAGAAAAAGGAAAGAAAGUCUUGGAACUGAAAAAUCUUGUAGAGCAGCAACAGGUGGAACAAGUGAAGGAGAGGGAUCACAAACAGCGAGGGAAGGAGAAGGCCCCCCAACCACAGCUGGAGUCAGCAGUGUUUACUGAAAAAAACAUAAAGGAGGAAGAGAGCCCAAAAGUGCUGCACCAGCAGCCUGGGCAGGAGAAGAGGGCCAAGCAACCAGAAUCUGUUGCCAUGUUUUCUAAUACCUGGCUCAAAGUGGUAAAGGAGGAAGAUGGUCUGCAGAAGCCCCAGCAGCAGCUGGGAGAGGAGAAAAAAAUCAAGCAACCAGAAGCAUUGACUGCUGCCUCUGGCAUAUGGCUGGGCAAAACUGUAAAGUGCCAGAGCUUCGAGAAAUCUAUCUCCACGUCCUACUUGGGGCCCCUGAAGGGCACAAAGGAAUCGAGAUCCCCAGAGGUAAACGAAAAUAACUACGGGAUGGAUCUGAACAGUGAUGACUCCACAGAUGAUGAGAAUGAACCUCGGAAGCCUGUCCCUGCCUGGGCUGAUGGGUUUCAGCUUAAUCAAGCUGUUUUACACCAAUACUAUCACCCAGUGAAUGUUGACCAAGUCUUUGGGCUAAUUCCAAGCCCUAAGCUGGAGGAUAUUUUUGGCAAGAGCAAGCCUCGCUACUUCAAGCGCACCAGCUCAGCAGUUUGGCAAUCCCCGCCUGGAACCAAAUCUACCUGUGGCCCAUCUUGCAACUUCAAAAACUGA